This is a messenger RNA of Sorghum bicolor (sorghum), 1489 nucleotides long. RefSeq names its product ethylene-responsive transcription factor ERF104. The transcript has a single exon. Gene Ontology annotation, biological process: regulation of DNA-templated transcription; ethylene-activated signaling pathway. Bases 70 to 1131 code for a protein of 353 amino acids. The record is from RefSeq and is a predicted model, not a curated record. Lineage: Eukaryota; Viridiplantae; Streptophyta; Magnoliopsida; Poales; Poaceae. Gene Ontology annotation, molecular function: DNA-binding transcription factor activity; DNA binding.
CAGAAACACACUCGCACAACACAACACGCGCGGGUCACCUGUAGCUGGAGCUACAACUAGAAGUGGGACAUGGCCUUCACCGGAGACGCCGACGGUUUCGCCCUCGACUUCAUCCGCGAGCACCUGCUCGGCGGCGGCGGCGGCCCUGUGGAUAGCACCGUAGACCCCGACGACCUCACCUUCCCGGUUCCGCCACCUCAACCAGAAUUCGAGCCCACCAUGCCGUUCUUGCCGCCGCCGCUGCCGCCGCAGCAGCAUGGGUACAUCGACAUGGACCCGACCAACGAGUACAUGGGCGAGGCGGCGGUCGCGUUCCCGGAUCCGGAGCCGCCAGCGCCACCGGUGGUAAUAGCGUUUGGAAGCCAGCCCUCGUCCCCCGUCAGACAGCCUCUGACCAUCGCCGUGCCCCCGAGGCCGUACGCUUCGGCGGCAGCAACGGCGCCGCCCGCCGCCGCGGCCGAGGCCGUGGAGGACUUCCGCAAGUACCGCGGCGUCCGGCAGCGGCCCUGGGGCAAGUACGCGGCGGAGAUCCGCGACCCGAAGCGGCGGGGCUCGCGCGUGUGGCUCGGCACCUACGACACGCCCAUCGAGGCCGCGCGCGCCUACGACCGCGCCGCCUUCCGCAUGCGCGGCGCCAAGGCCAUCCUCAACUUUCCCAACGACGUCGGCACCCGCGGCGCCGACUUCUGGGCACCGCCGCCGCCCGCUCCGGCGAAGUCGAAGAACGCAGCCACGGCGACCACCGCGACGAACAAGAGGAAGCGGCAGCAGCUGCUGGUGGUGGAGGACCCCGACGACGACGACGUCGAGGUGAUCGCCGUGGUGAAAAAAGAAGCGUACGACCAUGGCCAGGUGGUCCCUGCUUACUCGUCGUCGACGUCCCAGGGCCAGGUGUACUCCUCCGCCUCUCAGUCGUCGUCCAUGUCGACGCGCGAGACCACCGCGACCGCCUCGUCGACGGUGACGUCGUCUCCUACGGAAGAGACGGGACCGGGUGCUGUGGGGAUCCCCAUGACGCCGUCGAGCGGGAACUGGGAGCAGUACUGGGAGGCAUUGCUCGGCACCCUGCCGCUGCUCUCGCCGCAGUCGCCCCAUCCGGCGUUGGGCUUUCCCCAGCUUACCGUUACCUGAUUAAUUACAGCCGUGUUUGGAUAAGCCAGGAUUUCACCCAAACCUUUUGGAUCGCCAUGGAAAUAGUCGGUUCAUUUUCCAUUCCAAUCCAAGGGGAUCGGGCCUACCAUCAUCAACAUCCGAAACAAGCCAAAUGUGAAUGCCCAGCGUCAUACUGGUGCAGAGCGUAAACGAAGAAACUACUAGCUAGAUUUAAUUUAUUUACGGAGAGGUGCAUACGUGUACAUAGUUCGAUGCUUGUUAAGAGUAUGAGCAAAGGAUUUGGCAUUUUUAAUAGGUUCGACAUUGUAAGUUAAUUCGAGUUAAUUUGCAUUGUUUAAUGUAGUUCUUGGAUUCUGCUACUCUGUAGUCAUUUGUA